AUGGCGCAAGAUCAAGUGUCCCAGCGGCGAGUGACCACAUCAGAAUUGGAGAGUUUGCGAAACCUAGUAGGCAGUACAAGGGCCAUGGUCGAGCAACAUGGACGACGGCUUGUCGAGGUGAAGGAAGGUGUUCUCCAGCCCGUCAUUUGUUAUGCUGCUCCCCACUGGGAUGAUCACUUUGCAGCAGCUGUGUCUCUUCUUCAGGACGAGACAACGCACUAUGGGAUAUGCUGCGCAGAAGUCCGCUGGUAUUUGAAGAGAAGAACCAUGGACGAAUUUCCUCUUUCUUACGGGGGCGCCUUGGACGAGGCUCCAACGGCGGCCUCCACGCCACUGUCAGUCGUGGAUUCACCCCCUCUCAGGGAGUCACCAGACACGGCCUUCGAAAGUUCUGGAGACGUUGCAGCCACCGGAAUUACGAUUAGGUCGCUGAACCGGGAGCACCAGGUCAAAAAAGACGACCCUACUCCGGCUGGACGCAUUAACCAUGCUGGGCCCGCCGUCCGUGAUCUGGAUGCCGUAUCAGGGGUCGGUCAUCCGCGGGGGGCCCUUGACGUUGACACGAAUUUCCAGAACUUGGUUACUUUGUCCCACGGACCGAAUCAAAAUCUAAAUCAACUUGAAGGAAAGGGGGCCGGCGAGGCAGCAAAAAGUCCCAUUGCAGUUCAACGCCAUCCAGAGCGAACCGCUGCACUUGAAAGGCACGAUCAGCCACCUGAACGAUCGGCUUUACCAGGAACUACGCAGCCUCUGCGUUAUGUGGAAGGACGUAAGACUCGUAGUCUGCGAGAUGUUGGCCCCCUCGAACUGCUUCAACCAAAGGAGCCCACAGGCAUCGUGGAUUCCCCGAGAAAAGUCCACAAAGAUCCCGUCAGCGUGGGGGAGCAGUCCAUGCUACAUGCAAGUGUGAAUCCUCCAGUUCCUCAGCCGACAACUGCCGCCCAGUUCAGCAAUCACAGGCCUAGUCAAAAUGCACCCACACGGCCUACCGACCGCGGUGGCAAAGCCAGACCAGAAGGGACCGCGAACACAGGAGCUUCUAUGAGACUUCAACAAGAUCUAAAUCUGAUGGACGUCGUACCACCACCACCUGACCUAGAUCUGGAACGGAGAACAAUGAAUGCCAUGCUAAACACUAAUACACCAUCCCAACAACCUGCUCCACCGACGGUCAGCCUUCUUCCUAACAUCGUACCUUCAUCACCGCAGGAACCUCCCAAAAGACAAAGCUACGCAAAUCCGAAGAACCUGUCAGCCAUCGUGCUGCUGCUGUCAGACCGCCAUCAACUAGUGAACUUCCACCAGCGGCAGUCCCUACUUACUGCCAAUCUGUCCCCAACUACCUAUACACCAGAUAACAGAGAUACACGUUUCAGGAAUGAACCCCAACCCCAACCCGGUCUCGACUCCGCACAAUUUCCCAACCUGCAUGAUGAUGACCAGUCUCAAGAUGGGUCAGAACGCAGCGAGUCAGUGGCUUGGGGUGAUACACCGGCACAAAAGGCAAAGCGAGGCCUGCUUAGAAGAGCGCUGCGCAAGACAGCCAAGAGAGUGGAUGAGGUGAGCAAGAAAUUGCGAAGGGUUUGAAGGUGAAGUGAAGGAGAUGGCUGUUCGCUGGUGGCUGACUGGCUGGGUAGGUAAGGUACUCUGAGCAACAUCAGAUGGAGGAAUGGGGCUUCAAAUUUGUAUUUAUCGUGCUUUCUUGUGAUAAACGUGGGCUCAACAUCGAAGG
Podospora pseudocomata is the source of this 1732-nucleotide messenger RNA. RefSeq lists its product as uncharacterized. The transcript is spliced from 6 exons. Lineage: Eukaryota; Fungi; Ascomycota; Sordariomycetes; Sordariales; Podosporaceae. The record is from RefSeq and is a predicted model, not a curated record. Bases 1 to 1587 code for a protein of 528 amino acids.